This is a messenger RNA of Scaptodrosophila lebanonensis, 1359 nucleotides long. RefSeq names its product putative GPI-anchored protein pfl2 (gene Rcd2). The record is from RefSeq and is a predicted model, not a curated record. The coding region runs from base 1 to 1359 and encodes 452 amino acids. Gene Ontology annotation, molecular function: protein binding. NCBI's taxonomy places the organism in Eukaryota, Metazoa, Arthropoda, Insecta, Diptera, Drosophilidae. The transcript has a single exon.
AUGGACAAGUUAGUGAAAGAUGGAGAAUCCUGGAAUGAGAACAACGGUUGCAUACAUUGCACAUGCGUAGAUGGCGAACAAAAAUGCAUUAUUACUGAGUGUAGAACUCCCAACUGUGAUAAUCCCGUGACACAUAUUGGUCAGUGCUGUGCGACAUGUCUGGAUGAGCCGGAUGACCAGCAUAAGCAUGUGCUCUUAACAAGUGACAACAGCAUGACAACGGAGCCCAGCAUCGCAGUCUCCAACGCUAUACAAGAGAACGUAGAAAGCACUACCAAAUCAUCUAAUGUGGACUAUAGUGGUACAGAUUCUGUUGGUAGCAAUGUGAGCCCACAGAUCACCAGUGAAGCUUCCAAUUCUAAGCAAUGGAAAGUAGAGAGUACCACAACAACUUUCAAUUAUGUCAGAAAGACUGACACAGCUUCCACCAUCCCCAACGAGACCUCGGAAAGUACUAUCAGCAAGGAAAUAGGGAGCACACCGUUAGAUUCUUCCACCACCACCACCACUGAGAACUCGCAGAUUAGCAGCAUUGUUUCAAUUUCAAUCGAAAAGAACGUAGAGAGCACAAAUAAUGCAUCAAAUAUAAAUAUAAUCUUCGACAUUGUGAGGACGAAGAAUGCUAGCGAUGCUUCAACUCCUUUGCCAGAGAGCACAGCAUCAGCUACCACGAUAAAUAGAGAGAUCGGCUCAUCUUCCACCAACAGCAUGGGAACGGAGAACAGCAGCACAUCUCCAACUCCUAUACAGGAAAGCACUACAUCAGCUUCCAAAAUAAAUGGAGAGAUCGGCACAGCUUCUACCACCGUGAUGGAUAGAACCAGGCCAGCUUCAACUGCAACACCAGAGAACGAGGAGAUCACAACGAAAACUUCCAGAAUCAGCGCAGAGAGCGUAGAAAGCAGCAGUACUCCAAAGGUUGCUAACGCCCUGACCACAGACAACAUAAACAAUCGCACUCAUAAUUAUGGGAAAGAAAUUAUAGAGAGCAGUAGCCCCGCUUCCAAUAUCGGCAGAGACAUAUCUAUGAAGACCACAGAGCAUCCAGACCGACGGACCGAAGCGCCAGAGCUUCAGACGCCCGAGUCCACCAGCCAACACAAAGACAGGAACAUAAAUGAAUCGGAUUUUCGCAUAGCCACCAGUGGCACUAAUCCUCCUUUUCAGAUAAAUGAAUUCUCUGGGAUAUGGCUAUAUGCAGGCAUCGCGGUGGCAUGUAUUGUUUUUGUGUUAUGCAUACUUUUGUUUUGGCUGUGCUGUUGUAAAAACCGCCCAAAGAUCUACUCCUCGGUACCCAACUCGGAGUUUAAUCUGAAUAAGCCAAUCACAACCGAAUUGGUCUCUACAACAAAAAUAUAG